Molecule: messenger RNA, 12088 nt
Organism: Acanthochromis polyacanthus (spiny chromis)
Lineage: Eukaryota; Metazoa; Chordata; Actinopteri; Pomacentridae
Gene: osgep
Product: O-sialoglycoprotein endopeptidase
Exons: 12
Coding region: 158-1165 (335 amino acids)
Biological process (GO): tRNA threonylcarbamoyladenosine modification
Cellular component (GO): cytoplasm; EKC/KEOPS complex
Source: RefSeq, a predicted model, not a curated record
AGCUGCCACUGUGUGGGUCCUUCGAAAUUUACAUGGAGUGGUUGAGCUCCAAAAGUUAGUUGGGAUUGUGAACUUAGUUGAAUAUAAGUCAAAUUAACUCCAGUUUGGAUUAAUGUGAUUUAUCGAAGGGAAGUGAAAAGUUAGGUUUUCAGCAGCCAUGACUGUCGUAAUUGGGUUUGAAGGCAGUGCCAAUAAGAUUGGUAUAGGCAUCAUCAGAGAUGGUGAAGUGCUUUCCAACCCUAGACGGACCUACAUCACUCCACCUGGUCAAGGGUUCAUGCCGAGUGACACAGCCAGGCACCACCGUGCUGUCGUACUGACUGUCCUGAAGGAGGCGCUGGAGCAAGCAGGCCUGAAACCUGCAGACAUCAACUGUGUGGCGUACACCAAAGGUCCUGGUAUGGGAGCUCCCCUGGUAACAGUGGCUCUGGUGGCUCGUACAGUCGCACAGCUUUGGGGGAAGCCGCUCCUCGGUGUCAAUCACUGUAUCGGACACAUAGAAAUGGGCCGACUCAUCACCAAAGCCAACAACCCUACAGUGCUUUAUGUCAGCGGUGGCAACACACAGGUUAUUGCGUACUCAGAGCGGCGGUACAGAAUAUUUGGGGAGACCAUUGACAUUGCAGUUGGAAACUGUUUAGACAGGUUCGCCAGAGUUAUUAAGAUUUCCAAUGAUCCCAGUCCAGGCUACAACAUAGAGCAGAUGGCCAAAAAAGGGAGUCAGUACGUAGAGCUGCCAUAUACAGUGAAAGGAAUGGAUGUGUCAUUUUCUGGGAUUUUAUCCUAUAUUGAGGAAGCUGCUAAUAAAAUGCUGAGUUCUGGUCAGUGUACAGCAGAAGACCUGUGUUUCUCCCUUCAGGAGACGGUGUUCUCCAUGCUGGUGGAGAUCACAGAGCGGGCCAUGGCUCACUGUGGCUCCCAGGAAGUCCUCAUCGUUGGGGGAGUUGGCUGUAACCUUCGUCUGCAGGAGAUGAUGGGGGUGAUGUGUCAGGAGCGAGGAGCCAAGCUGUUUGCUACAGAUGAAAGGUUCUGCAUAGACAACGGAGCAAUGAUCGCUCAGGCCGGCUGGGAGAUGUUUCGGUCCGGUCAGGUGACGGAGCUGGAAGAUUCAUGGAUCACACAAAGGUACAGAACAGAUGAGGUGGAGGUGACAUGGAGAGACUGACUGCACUGAAUGCCAUCAUCCUUCUAAAUAUUCUGAUGCAGCAGGUCUGUUCGGACAUGUCAGAUGUAGGACAUCUGACCUCUACAGGGACAACUGAACUGAACUCUGCCGCGUGCAUGCUGCAUGAUGUGAGAUUCUUCUCUGUCAAAUGAUGCAUUUUUCUUAAAGGGUUUUAUGUAGUUUGCUGGUGUUUAAACAGUAAGUCUGGUGAUGUUCUAUAUUUUCAUUGUCAGCAGACCUUUUUCACAGCAGGGAAACCACAGGUGGAAUUCAAGAUGGCCCAGUUCCAGUAGGUGUUCCAGUAAAAGUCAUGAAUGAGCUAAAGCAGAACCUCUAAACAGUUGGAAUGCAGCCAUCUUUAAUGUAGAUCUCCUGUUCUCUGCUGUGAAAAAGGUGCACUACAGAAAGACCAAAACAAAGAUCAGCCAUGGUUCAAUAAUGUUUUUUAAUGUGCAUUUUGAAGUACUGCAAUACAAAAAGGUAAUGCAAACAGCAAACUCUGAAAAAAAACAGAACAAAAAAACAUGUUUUUACACUCACUUGAGGUGGUUUUUGACUUAUUCACAAAGAGUUAAUGACCUAAAGGAAGAUGAAAACGAUUCACAUGACCAAUGAGCUGUUUUUAUGUCUUCUGUUGUCUUCAUGUCGAGACAGGAUGAACAAUUACAACUUGCCUGACUGAAAUAUCCUUGAGACUCCUCUGAAUUGUUUUUCUUGUAGAAGCUUUGUUUGUUUCUGCUUCAUGGUGCUUUGGCAUUACGGCGUAGAACUGGUUGUCUUAUCAGUUUCUUCUGCUGUUUUUCACAGCUGAUGUGGAGUGUAGUCCAAACUUUUACCUCCUGAUGACACUGUGUAUCCCUGCUUCUUAAAGUUUUUGCAACUUUUCAACAGUUCACUUCAAAUUCUCUUGACAUACACUAUCAUUCAAAAGUUUGUGGUCACUUAGAAAUGUCCUUAUUUUUGAAAGAAAAGCAGCUUUAUUCAGUGAAGAUAACAUUAAAUGAAUCAGAAAUACAGUGGAGACAUUGUUAAUGUACAGGGGUGGACUGGCCAUCUGGCAUACCGGGCACUGUAGAAUAUGUUGUAGAAUUGUAGUAAUUGUGGGCUUACUGAUUAUCAGUAUUUUAUUUUUUAUUGAUUUACGGUAAUAAAUACAUUUAAAAAUGGAGCUACUUUGGCUCUGAACCUUUAUCUAGUUGUGGUCGCUCUGUCUUCUGGAGUGAUUUGAUUGGUUAUACGUCAUGAAUAAAACUCCUUUAACUAAACAUCUGUAAACAAAACAAAAACGUAUCAAAGUUUUCUGUUAGAGUUUGUGUUCUAAGUUUAACUCCCAAGAUUUUAAAUACUUUCAUUGACUGCAACUGAAUAUCUGCUCCAAAUGUCUCACUAAUAAUCAUUAUCAGCCUUAAAAACCCACAAACACCCCUUUAUACUGGACCACCCUUAGUACAGUCCAGUCCCCUUCUAUAAAUCUGCUUGGAAUCUUCCACUUCCUGUUUGUCAAAGUGGCCUUCUACCUGGACAGGUUUUGUUGGAGCUCAUGCAACAAACAUUUUGGGUAACUGCACUUUAAUAUGGAUGGAUGACACUGAAUUAGAGUCUGUUUUAAUGAGACUGAGUUCAGAUGUGUAGCUCUGUCAUUAAAUAGGAAAUUAUUUCUCAGAAUUCACAGAGAAAAGUGAAAUGUUUGCUAGGAUAGCGUCCCACAUGUUCUGUGGCUCCGCUAAAGCGAACUCUCUCCAACUUCUGGACCUCUUGAGUUGCUUGUUGUUCAAAUAUCUUGCUGGAGGUGCUGAAGCUCAGAAAGUCUGAGAUGUUUGUUCAAAAUAAGCUCAUUCUCAAGUCUGAUCUGAACUGUCCUCUUUUGUUUGAACUUUCCCUAAACUUAGGAGUUAAUGACAGAGCAGCACAUCCAGACUCAGUGACAUUUAUGUAGAAAUUAAACUUCAGUGUCAUUCAUUGAUGAUAAAGUGCAGUUUUUCAGAUGUUUGUUGCACAUGCUCCCAACCAAACCAGUCCAGGUGGAAGACGAUGUGAAGAGAAGCUCCAGAGGAUGAAUAUCACACAUUUACAUUGGAAAUAAAUGUCCUUUAAUUAGACAUUGUCAUGCAGAAGUUGGAUUUCCCUUUAAUGAAGUUCAAGUCUUUGUUGAGUGUUUUGUUGAUGCUGGUUUCUAAAUGAAGAGUUCAUUUGCAAAAAUAGAUAACUCAGUUUUGAUAAAUUUUCAGAAAGCUUUUUUUAUUGUUUACUUGAGAUAAUAUAUAUCAAACUGAAGUUGAGUGGAUUUGACUCAGUAGAAAAAUGCAUGACAAAAUAGAGAAAAAAUAAAUUAUUAGUGUUAUUAUCGCAAGUAAACAAUAAAAAAAAUGAGUUUUCUGAAAACGAAGUUACCUGUUUUUGCAAACGAACUCCUCAGAUGUUUUCUGACACUCAGCCCCAAAGAUUAAAACCUUCUACGGCUCACAAGCUGCAACAACUCACACAUUAUCAACUAUCUUUCUGACUAAACUAACAUAAAAAGUGAAAAACUGAUUCCUGCAUCAUGAAUGUAGAUCUUUUUGGUUUUUAUGACAGUAAACUGAAUAUAUUUGGGUCUAACAUUUUAUUAACCACAACAAGAAGUGAAUUACUGGAGAAAACAAUCAACAGAUUAAUGGACAAAGAAAAUGUGUUUUCCAACAUAUCUGGCUGAAUCACUCCAACAUUACAAGAUAAAUGCAAUUUAAAUUCAAUUUUAUUUAUAGAACGCCAAUUACAGGUCAAAUUGUCUCAAGACGCUUUAUAUUUUUUGUCAUAUUAAAAAUAUGACAAAGUAAGAAAUUUAAACCUCUUGUCUAAUCCAAUUUAUUAUUUGGUUUUUAAGAGACUAAUGGACAACUAAAAUAACUUUCUCCACUAAAACUAAUAAACAUGAGGUCAAAUAGAAGGAACAGUUUUAAAUCAUGCAGUCCCACGAUGACAAGAAAAAGUUUGUCAGCAAAAACUAAAUCUGCUAGUGGAUUCCAUUAAAGUCCUAAUAAAAGAUAAUAAAGUGUGAUACUAAAGGUUUGUGGUGCUAAAAAAUCUCGAAGUAAAGAUAUCAAGUUGAACAUCUGGAUGGAGGCUGAUAAAAGUUGACCUUCCUUCAUUUCUCUGGAGUGACUCCAUGGAUUUUAGGGAUGCUGGUUAAAGACCUUGGGCCUCAUUUAUAACGCUUGCGUAUGCACAAAACAGCUAGAAAGUGGCGUACACCACUUUCUACGCAAAGGUUGUGAUUUCUAAAAACAAACUUGGCGUGACAAUGUGCGCCAACCUUGAUGCUUGCUUACGCACAUUUUGGAGACAGAGAGAACGGCAGUGCCAGAGGGUGAAGUGGUGAAUUGAAACCAGAUUGAUCUCAAACCUUUAUUGUUAUCACAUAUUAGACUUGUAGAGCCGGAUAAUCAUAAACCCUCAUUGUUGUAGAUGUUCAUAUAGUGCGCCAUUCAGCCUACGACUGUAUUUGCAGAACUAUGUUCAUAUAUAAAGAACCACAUUUACCAAGACAACUAUCCAGUACAAAGCCCUAAAACUCACCAAGAAACACAUUAAAGACAAUUUUACUGCUGGAAGCUGCAAGCCAACGCCUAAAGAACCAAUUAAAGCAACGGAACCAAACCUCAUGUAGAAUUCCAACUUAUUUUGGAUCCUUGUGGAGAGUUUAAUCUUAGAGUUUGUAAAGCUGUUGAGUUUUUAGAGUCACAUGGAUUGUUUUGACAUUUGAUAACUGAGUCCUUUUCAACUGUAAAAUUACAGUUGUGGAUUUCUGUCAUUUAGUCUGGACUAAACAAAUAACAGCAGCAUAAAGCUCAAACGUCAUUAUGAGGAGUCUGGAUUGAGGUUUCUCACUUGAUAAUGAUCAAAAUAUGAAUUUUAAGUUGGUUUAAAGGAAUAUUCCACCUUAAAUCUUUGAAUGUUGACCUGAAAGGUUGGUUUCAGGAAGUAUUCCACCUACAAGGUCCUCACACAUCCACCUUAAAGGAACAUUCCACAAAAAAUCCCUGGACAUGCACCUAAAAUUUUGUUUUAACUGAGUAUUCCAUCCAAAAUCCUCAAAGAGACCUGAGGGGCUGGUUAAAAGGAAUAUUCCACCUAAAACCUCAGCAAGGGCAGUAUGUGUAGCAGCGACAGCAGAAAGACGUCCUCUCUGGAUGCAAGAACUAUGUCCGAGUAGCAGCUCCCUUUCUGCUCUUUUUUUACUCACUAAACUCAAGUACCAUAGAGGACUCCAGUAAUUUAUGUUUCCUGCUGCAACCUUCUCUUUUUCAGCUUUCUUCCACGUCCGAUCGCUCCCAACCCGGUUUUUGUUGAUGUUUUUGAGUCUUUUUCCGAGCUUUGACCAAUCUAAGAACAUGAAGUACAUCAUCGGCAUCGGUGGCGUAACCAAUGUAGGGAUCAAGAACCUGCCCCACUGCUGCAUGGUCCAUCAGGAUGACUUCUUCAAGCCUCAAGAUCAGAUUGAAGUUGGUGAAGAUGGGUUUAAGCAGUACGAUGUCAUCACUGCUCUGGACAUGGAUGCCAUGAUGAGUCUGUUCUAUGCGUGGCUGGAGAACCCGGUGAAGUCUGAGAAGUCUCAUGGUGUAAAGAACACCCUUGACACAGAGAUCAUCCCGAAGUCCGACCACAAGAAGGAGGAGGAGACUCACAUCCUCACUGUGGAGGGCUUCCUGCUUUACACCUACAGGCCUACAGGCCUUUGAUGGACGUGCUAAACCAACAUUACAUUAUUUUCAUCCCAUAUGAAGAAUGCUAAAAGAGGAGGUGCUCUAGGAAGUACACAGUGCCAGACCCCCCCGGCCUGUUCGAUGGCCACGUCUGGACCAUGGACCUGCAACACAAGAACAUCUGCUCACUGUGAAAGAUUAUUGAGAGCAGCUUUUUGUGAUUUCUAUGCAGAACACUAUGAUGUUUGCUGAGUUGUGAACUGUGAAUUUUUGUUCUGAAAAUCCGACCUCUCUGGCAGUUUUUUUGUCAUUCAAAAAUUAGUGCUUGAUUCAGUCAACCAUAAUGUUUUGGGCCGGUGUGGGCCAAAAAUGCCAGAGCUGAUCUUUUGCCCCAGUCCAUCCCUGUUACUGUAUUAAUGUGGUAAAUGACUAUUCUAGCUGGAAACGGCUGAUUUUUAAUGGAAUAUCUCCAUAGGGGUACAGAGGAACAUUUCCAGCAACCAUCACUCCUGUGUUCUAAUGCUACAUUGUGUUAGCUAAUGGUGUUGAAAGGCUAACUGAUGAUUAGAAAACCCUUGUGCAGUUUUGUUUGCACACGAAUGAAAAGUGUGAGUUUUCAUGGAAAACAUGAAUUAGUCUUAGUGACCCCAAACUUUUAAACAGUGGUAUAUACUAGAAACGUGCAUCCAGCAGUAAAAAGAGCUACAGGUAAAACUAGACAAGCUCUCAGUAGAUGGCAGAACCACGCCCAUGCAUGAUACUCUGUAUCUAUUUUGAUCAUCCUACGUAUAUCCCUUCCUAUACAAAUGAUGCAAUAUUCAAGAAAUGUGCUAAGUGACCCCUGUGACCUUGACCUUGAUCUGCUGACCUCUAACUCCACAACUGAGCAGGGGACCUUAGACCGACCUUCAGUGCCAAGUUUGAUUAUCCUGACUUCAGCACUUAGAGAUAUAUGAACGGACAUACACACAUACAUACUUACCCAGCCAGCCAGAUACCGAAGCGAAUGCAGUAACCCCGCUGACGUACACGUCAGGCGUGGUUAACUGCUCUCAACUGCAAAAAAGGUGCGAAUUGAAUGUAAAACCUGAACCGCUAACAAGAGUGACAUUUCUAUCUUGAUGGGAGUGGUCUCUUCCAAGGACUUAUAAGGCACAAGGGAUCACUGAAUGGCUCGAUGUGAAUUAACUUGACGUGAAUCAUAUGCAAUGACCUUCAUAGUCACUAGAUCUUGACCCAGUUGAACACCCAUGGAAGAGAAGUUAUACUCUCCACUUAUGGCAUCAAAACGCCAAAUAAUUCUUGGAAAAAAUAAGUCUUUUAAAAUACUGGUGUUCAUUCUCUUAGUGUAGUUCAGAGAUAUAUAAAAAGUUGUGAAGUUCUUCUGGUAGCAUGUGACGGCCCAACACCUCACUAAGACAUUUCAUUUUGUUUUUUCCCUUUAAUUUGUCACCUCUUUGUACUUCUGAAUGGUCAGUUUUACAUUUUAAAAACAACUAUGUAAUCAUCCAGCAAAGUUGCUGAAUAGAUUUUUCUACCUGACAUUAUUUGUCGCCAAACCCUGAUAUAUCUGGUUCCACCGCCAUCCAAAACCUGUUAAAACCACAUCGGAGAGACAUUGUUGCAACACGCUUCUCCGUUAUCAGGAAUACACAUUUAUUUACACGUAACCCAUCCUGCUGUCAUAAAUACUUCAACUCAAUGUUAGGCUGUAUUGGCUGAACAAGAUUGUGUUGGCUCGUUCCACUCACGUGGAUCUACAUGAACUCUGCUUUAUAAGAUAUUGUAGUGGCUGUGGGGAGUCGCUGGGGACGCUGCAGCGAGUGACUGUGUUCCGGGUGGGAGAGCUGCUAGGCAUCAUGGGAACUUAUGUGUUCUUUGGGAUUGCUUUGUGGGGUUAUUUAUGUGAUUUGAGACGUUCUCUUAUUACUGGUUGUUUUUCAUUGUUAUAGUCCUACAUUCUGGAUUCAUUUGGUGUGUUCACUGUUUUCACUGUACCGUGAGUCAGGGGGGUUGUUGGAAGAAUGACCUCGGCCUGCGAGCCAGAACAGUGGGUGUGAAUUUCCUGAGUGCUUAUUGUGGUGGUGACAAUAAAUCCCUGGUGUGUGAACUGCAAGGUCGUUCCUGCCUUAAAUUGCGGGUCAGCACUACAUUGGUGUCAGAAGUGGGAUGGAACUCGCCCGACUGCAGAUGGAGGAAGAACUGAGGGAGCUUCAACAAGCUGUCACCAAGAGCAGCCUCUUGGGUGCAAACCCAAGAGGAAAAGAGCCAGCCAGCGGAGAGUUCGCUCCCGUAAUCCCCGACAGCUUCACCACCCCUUGAAGACACGGUGGGCCGCCACAGGCCGCGAAGCCGACGCCGCAGCAGCCGCAAGCAGGAGAGAUGCUCCAACAGUCAGCUGCCGACCACCACCAGCCAAGAGCGGGGAGCCACCGGGCGCCGCUGCCACCGCUGCUGCACAAAAAGCGCCUGCCAAGCUGCCGAAGUAUGACGGAGAGGGAGCUCGCGCCGUACCUAGCCCAGGCGGAGCUGGCAGCGCAGCAGAAUGGCUGGAGCAGAGAAGACACUGCGACAAGCCUCACCCUUGCUCUAGAGGGGAGAGCAGCCCGGGUGCUACUGGACCUCAACCCAGGGCAGCGACACGAUCUGCGGGCUCUAACUACCACAUUAGAGAGGAGCUUCGGUGAGAGACUGUCCACCGACAAGAACCGAGAGCAGCUGAUUGGUCGCCGCCGCCAAGAGGGAGAGACAUUCGCCGCUGAUGUGGAGCUCCACGCCCAGCAAGGUUACCCCCACUUUGAAGCGGCUGUCCAAGCUGAGCUGGCCCUCCACGCCUUCAUGAGGGGCCUCACACCAGAGAGACUCCGACAACACGUCUGCCUCGCCUCGCCACAAACACUCAGCGAGGCCCUACGAGAAGCUGAGAGAGUGGAACGUGCGCUCACGUCCCGGCCGGCGGGUUCCCCCACGACUUCCGCGUUCAGGCCGCACGUCAGGAUGGCUGAGCGCGGGCCCGAAGAAGAGGAGGAGCGGGAGGCCGAGCCGCCUAUGCCGCCGCCGCUCCCCAGACGGCUGCUACCGGUACCAUGAGCCUGACCACUUCGCACGAGAUUGCCCGGCACCCGCACCGUGAAAGUCGAACUCCGGGAAACGAGAGAAGAGUAGCACUGGGAGGGAACCGCCACUCCAGAACCCCCUCCCUCAUCCAGGACAAUGCACGCUGGUGGGACAGUGCGGCCAUGCCAAGGGGCUGUAUCUGCCCUGCUACAUUGACAAACAACACUGCCAUGCACAACGGGCCAUCCCUCCGCCGACUGGGCAGCCACUGACGCCAAGCUGAUGACAGUCUCCGGCGAAAGGAUCGGCAUGGGUGGGAGGAAGCAGCUGACUGUCCGCGCCGGCGACCGUGAGGUGAGACACGAAUUCUGGCUCGCUGAUAUCCAAGCCCCGUGUAUUAUUGGACUGGAUCUGCUGAGCUGCUGGAAAGCACGAAUCGACGCCGACAGGAAUAACAUCAUCCUGGGUUCCAGUAUCUUCAUGCUGCUACCGGGCCAGGGAGAAUACUGCGCGAGAGAGCGAGAGGUUCACUCCGCCGCCGUCAAGCAAGAGGUUCACUCCGCCACCCUCAAGCGAGAGGUUAACUCUGCUGCUAAAGAGCAAAUACUGUCCUCAAUCACGUCCGCUGGGCGAGAGCGGUCCUCAAUCACGUCCGCUGAGCGAGAGCCGUCCUCAAUCACGUCCGCUGAGUGAGAGCAGUCCUCAAUCACAUCUGCCGACCAGAGGCAGCGCCCCGCCGAGACCACGGCCCCCGGGACGAGCUCCCCCAUGCCGGCAGAUCGCUCCAGCGAGACCGCUGAGGUGAUUGAAGACCUGUUGCAGCGUAGCAGCACCGGGCUAACUCCACACCAGCAGCAGUAGCUGAAAAUGCUCCUGGAGGAGCACAAAGACAUCUUCGUGGCCAAUGUUAAAGACUGCCAGCGGACCUCCCUGGUCCAACACCGCAUCGAGAUGGGAGACGCCCAGCCCAUCCAUCUGUGCCCGGGUCGGGGCCACAACCUCCUCCAACUGCUGGUCCCUCGAGCGCUCCGUUCCAAGGUCCUGGAUUCGGUCCACGGCAUGGUGGGGACCGGGCACUACGGCGCCGCCAAGACGCAGCAUCGACUUCGUAGCCGGUUCUACUGGCCGGGCUGUCGGCGAGACGUGGAACUCCACGUGCACUGCUGCGACAUCUGUACCGCCCAGAAGGGACCGAGCCAGCAGUCCCACGCGCCACUGCAGCGGUAUCUUGUGGGGGCCCCAAUGGAGCGCAUUGGGGUGGACAUCCUCGGCCCCUUUCCCGUCACUGACUCCGGGAACCGCUACGUCCUGGUGGCUAUGGACUACUUCACGAAGUGGUCAGAGGUGUACGCGGUUCCCGACUAGAGUGCCUCGAAGACGGUGGAGUGGCUCGUGGAGAUGUUUGCCUGGUUCGGGGUCUCUGAGGAGCUGCACAGUGACCAGGGGCGGAACUUCGAGAGCCAGGUGUUCGCUGAGGUUUGCAAGCGGCUGGGGGUGACCAAGACCAGGACCACGCUGCUACAUCCCCAGAGCGACAGGAUGGUGGAGCGCUUCAACAGGACCCUGGCCACCCAGCUGGCCAUCCUCACCGGCCGCCACCAACGCAACUGGGACCGCCAUCUGCCCCUGGUCCUGUGGUCAUACCGCUCUGCCAUCAUUGUCGUUCCACACGCCACCGGUGGCGGCCCAGACACUUGGACCCUUACUGUUCAUGGCUCAGGGGUUUCGGGGACGUGUAAACCCCUUAGGUGGGGGCUAUGUAGCGGCUGUGGGGAGCCGCUGGGGUCGCUGCAGCGAGUGACUGUGUUCCGAGUGGGAGAGCCGCUAGGCAUCAUGGUUCCCAUGAUGCCUACCGGCUUUGGGAUUGCUUUGUGGGGUUAUUUAUGUGAUUUGAGACGUUCUCUUAUUACAGUUUUUGUUUUCAUUGUUCUUAUCCUACAUUCUGGGUUCAUUUGGUGUGUUCACUGUUUUCACUGUACCGUGACUCAGGGGGGUUGUUGGGAGAAUGACCUGCCAGCCUUUGUCCAGCCUUUCGCCCUGGACAUCUGUGAGAUGCAUAUAGUAUUGUUUCGAUCCUUUUUUAGUAACUUUUGAAGGCGGUUUCCUUGUCUUUUCGUCAUCUUUGCUCGUAUCUGUGGUAGAUACAGUCGACGCCAUGUUGUUUUGAUCUGAUACCACAGUAACAGAACUCCGCUCCUAUUGGUCCACGUGACCAAAAACCGCUGCACGUAUUGCAAAUUCUACUCCGCCCGUGUAAAUAUCACUACGCCACAUUAAAAAAAACACCAACACAAAAACGCUAAUUAUUUAAAAAUGACUGGAAAUGGUGAGUAGAAACUUUUUUGGGUACUAAUUAGCAAUAGAUAUACAGCCAUGGCCAUAAGUUUGGACACAAGUACCAUGACGCUUGUGAAUCUUAGAACAUUUUGGUUGAUGGCUAUGACUGGUAUUUAUAUUGUGACAAUUUUGUAGUAUUUUCUGUUUUUCAGUACACCAGUGUUGCCUGUUAGUGCUCAUAGUGGGAACUGUGUUGGAUGAAAAGGUCAGAUGUCAAAUUAUAAGGCUCAGACAUCUUCCAUUUUCCAAACUCACACCUCUUAAAAUUCUGAUGGCUGACGUUUUAAAUGAGCUUCAAAAGAGGCACCAAUACAGUUUAAUUGCCGAUAGUUCUGUUUUGGCUGAUGCAAUUACGGAGCAAAAAAUGCAAAGAGGAUCUCACAAAAAAGUAUUUGUACUUCUUCAGAAUGUCUCUGGGCUUUGAGCUGUUUUUGGAAUAAAGCUUCAUAUUGUUUAACAUACUGGACCUGUAGCAAAUGUUUAUUGGCCAAACUGGUUCCACAUUUGCGGUGCAUCUCUGCAAAAUCUUCAGUGCUGUUUUUUGGGCGCAUAAUUCGCUGGUACAGAUUCAUGACAGUUUUUUGUAUAGUUACAACAUGAGAAUGUUCGUGAAGCAGCAGUUAACUGAUCACGUGUUCAAAUAAAGAGGAAAAACAUGGAUCUUCAAGUUUAUUCAUUUUUAUUAAGCAAUACUGUUCUCUUACAUUCCUCCUUCUCCAGUGUAAUUCUUUAAAUUCAAUAAAUUCUUCUCAAAAAUCAACAUACUGAACAUGGUGAUAUCCCUUAUGGAUGUAUGAGUAACAUUCGCCCGACUAGGGACCAAAUAAAAACAAAGAAAAAAAAAAAA